Messenger RNA from Melanotaenia boesemani (Boeseman's rainbowfish), 1998 nucleotides. It is a transcript of the gene rsad2, whose product is annotated as radical S-adenosyl methionine domain containing 2. The coding region runs from base 488 to 1543 and encodes 351 amino acids. The transcript is spliced from 6 exons. Gene Ontology annotation, molecular function: 4 iron, 4 sulfur cluster binding; catalytic activity. Lineage: Eukaryota; Metazoa; Chordata; Actinopteri; Atheriniformes; Melanotaeniidae. The record is from RefSeq and is a predicted model, not a curated record. Gene Ontology annotation, cellular component: endoplasmic reticulum; mitochondrion; lipid droplet. Gene Ontology annotation, biological process: defense response to virus; positive regulation of immune response.
GUGUGCGGAAAACGAAAGUUAACUGGGCAGCAGGGCAAAAACGAAACUGUCAGCUGCUGCCAAGGUGCGAUUUCCUAGAAUCCAAAAGUUAAAGUUUAAUCAAGAAAUACAUAACUAAAAUACAUCAGUAGCCACAUUAACCAGAUUAGGUUUUUUGUUUCUUUAGUGUCUUUUUUAUAGACUUCCACAGACAUCUGAAUACUUUUACAUGGUUGCAUUAAGGCUUUACUCAAAUAAAAGGGGUCAAUUAGGGUUUGGCAUCUAAACAUCCACGUUCAAGUUCUCCAUUGGCUGCACUUAGAUAGUGUAAUCUACUGUAUCGUUUAUGAUGUCAAUCACCUGGUUUUGUUUUCGAUGUUUGUAAACAGAAACUGUCGCUGAUGUGCUCAUCAGCUGACCGACCAACCCUCCAGGCUAUUUAAGCUGCGUCCCAAUGCGUCAAGAUUCAUAGAGCUGCAAGGCGUGACAGUACGUGCAAGGUUUAAAGAUGCUUCUUUCUUCAAUAAUCGCGUCUCCGAAAGUGCUCCUGCAGCUCUGCAUCAGCACAAUCCAUUGCAUUUUUGCGAGCGUCUUUUCAAAAGUUGGGUCCUGGACAAGAGGAGGCUGCAAGGACGCAAACUCAGCUGUUAACAGCAAACUGGACAAACGUAUAGACCAACAUGCGACGACUCCAACAAGUGUUAAUUAUCAUUUUACCCGCAAAUGCAAUUAUAAAUGUGGGUUUUGUUUCCACACUGCAAAAACAUCUUUUGUCCUGCCUCUAGAAGAAGCCAAAAGGGGACUCACACUUCUAAAGGAAGCAGGAAUGGAAAAGAUUAACUUCUCUGGAGGAGAGCCUUUCCUGCAUGACAGGGGCGAGUUCCUGGGGAAAUUGGUUCAGUACUGUAAACUGGACCUCCAGCUCCCCAGUGUCAGCAUUGUCAGCAAUGGAAGCAUGAUCAAAGAAAAAUGGUUCCAGAAAUAUGGUGACUAUUUGGACAUUCUAGCCAUUUCCUGUGACAGCUUCAACGAAGAAACCAACCAGCUGAUUGGCAGAACUCAGAACAGGAAAAGCCAUCUCGACAACCUCUACAAGAUUUGCAACUGGUGCCAGCAGUAUAAAGUGGCAUUCAAAAUCAACUCAGUCAUCAACACUUUCAAUAUUGAUGAAGACAUGACCGAGCAGAUCAACCAACUUAAUCCUGUUCGUUGGAAGGUGUUCCAAUGUCUGUUAAUUGAUGGGGAGAAUGCAGGAGAGGCAGCUCUGAGAGAGGCGGAGAGGUUCGUCAUCAGUGAUCAACAGUUUCAAGAGUUUCUGGACAGACACAGCAGUGUCUCCUGCCUGGUUCCUGAAUCAAAUGAGAAGAUGAGGAACUCUUACCUGAUCCUGGAUGAGUAUAUGCGUUUCCUGGACUGUCGAGAGGGGAGAAAGGACCCGUCCAGAUCAAUCCUUGAUGUUGGUGUGAAGGAAGCCAUUUGCUUCAGUGGCUUUGAUGAGAAAAUGUUUCUAAAGAGAGGAGGGAAAUACGUUUGGAGUAAAGCUGACAUGAAGAUGGAAUGGUGAAGUUCUGCAGCUUGCUUUAAUUCACCAUUGCUGAAUGUUUGCACAUUAAACAUGUACAGUAUAAAAGUUUUAUUUUUAUGCAUGCACUUUUAUAGCUUUCAUUGCUGUUUGUGAAUUUUGGAAAAAAAAUCUUUUACUGCAGUUUUUUUUUUUAAAUGAAGGUAUUUUAAAUUAAAGAAAAACUUUGAGAGUGUUGGAAAUGUUUAUUAUUUAUAUGUGAUGUUUCACAUCACUCUCCAAAACAUAAUAAAGUCAUUUUAUUAAAAAAAAAAAGUAAUUUGCAGUUUGUGUUACAUUUAUUUUACUGCUUUCCAUUAGACAUCACUUUGAUUAUUGAUGCUGUUUAUGUAAAAUGUGUUCCUAUUAGGGUAGAGUUAAGUUAGAUAAUUACGGCUGUCUAAUUGUACUGUCUUUUGUAACAUGAGGUUUUGUAAAAUAAAUCAAAUAGCCUCCCA